Molecule: messenger RNA, 980 nt
Organism: Polychytrium aggregatum
Lineage: Eukaryota; Fungi; Chytridiomycota; Chytridiomycetes; Polychytriales
Product: YhhN-like protein
Exons: 1
Coding region: 192-881 (229 amino acids)
Cellular component (GO): membrane
Source: RefSeq, a predicted model, not a curated record
CCAACCAGGCAUUGGCCGCGUGGUCCCGCCAGGGCUCUCCCCACCCACGACCCUUCGCCUCGCGGUCCUCUUGGCCUUGAUCAACCCCCCGGUCAAGUCCUGCCGGCCUGCUGCCUCAUACGCCUGCUGUACCUCUCCUCUGCUCUGCUCUGCUCUUCUCUUUCGUCUCUGCCAUCGUCGCCAUCGUCGCCAUGCUCGCUCAACUGGGUUACGGACUGGGCCUCGGAAGCGCCGGCCUCCACUUCCACUACCUGCUCAACCCCGGCUCCUCAUACCGCUCCCACACCCUCUUCACCAUCUCCAAGUGCGUCCCCAUCCUCCUGCUGGCUCACCAGGUUCACCGCUCAAAGGACCAAAAGGCCCUCCGCCACAAGACCGCCGCCAUUGCCACCGGUCUGACCCUCUCUGCCCUGGGCGACGCCUUCCUGGCCGUCGAGGAUCUGCACCCCAGCCUCUUCACCGCCGGCCUGGCCUCGUUCCUGGCGGCCCACAUCAGUUACAUUGUCGGCUUCAAGAGCCCCCGCUCCAAGCACUGGGGCUGGACUCUGGCCACUGCCGUCGGCCUCUCUGGUAGCAUUGCCGCCCUCAUCGUGCCUUCGACUCCCUGGGAUCUCAAGGCUCCUGUCGCUGUCUAUAUCGGCGUCCUUGGCUCGGUCAUCUGGAACAGCUUGGAUGCCGCCGUUGCCGAUACCAGGCGCUCUGGCCUCAAGAGAUGGUCCGGCGUCAUCGGUGCGCUCUUGUUUGCUGCCUCGGAUUCGAUCCUGGCCUACGACAAGUUCAAGCACCCGUUCGCCACCAGCGCUCUCUACGUCAUGGGUACUUACUACAGCAGCCAGUACUUUAUUGCUCAGUACGCCGUCAACCGCAAGAGCGACGAGUAACGGGUGCGUGUCGAUCUGGAUGCCUGCGCCUGUGGGUAUCUGCCAAGCACUCGUGAAUAAACCCCCGGGCUCUUGGAGCGUCGGGCUUGUCGACAACUA